This is a messenger RNA of Girardinichthys multiradiatus, 3387 nucleotides long. RefSeq names its product cell cycle progression 1 (gene ccpg1). The record is from RefSeq and is a predicted model, not a curated record. Bases 242 to 2773 code for a protein of 843 amino acids. Lineage: Eukaryota; Metazoa; Chordata; Actinopteri; Cyprinodontiformes; Goodeidae. The transcript has 11 exons. Gene Ontology annotation, cellular component: membrane.
UUAAGCCUGUUUGGUUGCCGCGCUGCCUCACGGGAAACGUAGUUCUCUAGAUUUUCAAGAAUCAAGCUUUUCUCUGAAGUUAUUCGAAUCAAAAACUACAUUUCCCUGAUGCUGUCGGCUUCGCAAUGCUGUCAACGGAUAUCUUGGGUUUUGGCUGUUUUGCUACAACUGUGGAGCCGCUUGCAAACAGCCCUGUGGUCGCUGCGCACAAAACACCGAGCCUUGCUUGUUGCUGACAAGCAUGUCAGAUACAUCAAGUGAGACAGAGUCCUCCUGUGGUUGGACCAUUAUCAGUAAUGAGGGGUCAGAUAUAGAGACACUGGGAUCGGAGGCUCUGGGUGAAAAUGGAGCUGAGCUGUUAGAGCGCCCCACUUUGGAAGAACCACAAGCAUCAGUAUCUGCUGCUCUAUGUGUUGAAGAAAAGGCUGCUGCAACUCUUGAUGACACACUGGGAGAACAGACUGUAGAUGAGACGCUGUGCAGUCCCAAGGCUGGAGACGGCGCUGCAGUCAGAGAGCAUGUUUUCUCCUCAAGUGAUCACUCUGACAUUGUGACUCUGAGAGACCUGAAGGAGGGUGAGCAUGCAGAGGAGGAGGCAGCCAGCACUGAGGAGCAUUACCUUGGCACCUCCAGUAGCAGUCAUUAUACCUUCACUGCCAUAGAGACAGGUUUGUUGUUGAGUCAAUGGAGACUUCCACAAACUCUGGUGAACUUGAGGCUCUGCUUGAGAAGUCAGCUCUCUGCUUUCCCAGCACAGCAGGCAGCAGUGACGAAUUCAAGCAGCAGUGAAGACGAGGUUAGGCGAAGCUCCAGUCCAAUCAUACGAAGAAGAAGGGUAAGGAAAAAUACUGCAAGCAUUGCGACUGAUCCGGAAGAGGAGGAGGAGGUGCUCUCAAAGUCAUGGUCCAGUGAGGCAGAGGAGAAAGAAGAGCAGCAGCAGGCUGACUGGGAGGAGGUGGCACCUAAUGCUGAUUAUGAGGACCGAGAGCAAGACAUAGGUGGAAACGUCCUUAGCAAAUGCAUCCUGCUCGCCCUCAUUAUCGCUGUCAGCAUGGGCUUUGGCCACUUCUAUGGCACGGCCCAGAUUCAGGAAAAGCAAAAAACUGUGGAGAAAGCCAAAGGGCUUGAGCACACAGAUGUGAGGGACCUACUUAAAAGGCACAUCAGAGAUCAGCAUUUAACCAAGCAGAGGAGCGACCUCAGUCAAGAUGACCUUCAUGAGCAACAGGUUAUUGAUUUGCUCUCAGAAGUUAUUGAAAAAGUAAAGAAAGAAAACCAGGAGCUCAAAGCAAAACAUGUUCACAUCAAGGUCCAGAGAGAUUACCUGGAAAAGAUGCUGCAACAGACUGUGGAUGAGAGGACUAACAUCAUGUCUCAGCAGCAGAGUCUUACAGAUGAAAACAUCCAGCUGAGAAGCUCCCUGGAGCACGAGGAAAAAUCUUUGUCCAUCUUACAGGAGGAGUUGAGAAACCUGCGCUCCAAUAUCCAAGAUCUGGAGGCGAGGGGAGCAGGGGCAGAUUUGCUGAAAGAGCAGCUGGAGGAGGAGCAGCAGAUGAUCAGAGACUUUCAAGCUCAGAGGGAAGACAUGAUGGCUGAAGCUCACAUGCUGAAGAAGAAGCUGGAGAGAGAGAGGAAGGUCACGGAGGACCUGAGGAGAGAGCUGAGUGCUCUGAGGGGUCACGUUUCUGAAUCUGGCCAGGAGAGGGGGUCAGAAGCAGAUCUGGAGAAACGCCUGAUGGAGCUGGAGAAGAGGCUGAGCUUCGAGCAGCAGCGCUCCGACCUGUGGGAGAGGCUGUAUGUGGAAACCAAACAAGGAAAGGCCAAAGGAGACAGAGAAACCAAAGUUAAGAGAACUAAACAGGGAAUGGCCGGGAAAGUGAGGGAGACAUUUGAUGCUGUGAAAAACUCCACCAAGGAGUUCGUCCACCACCAUAAGGAGCAGAUUAAGAAAGCCAAGGAGGCCGUGAAAGAAAACCUGAGGAAGUUUUCUGAUUCUGUCAAAUCAACUUUCAGACACUUUAAGGAUUCAGCCUCAACUUUCAUCAACAAAGCCCAGGGGUUUUAUAACAAGAAAUAUGACAAAACAAACACAGAGGAGUCAUGGCAGCACAGAACACAGAAACCCAGACACAAAUCUGCCUCCUUCCAGAACGACCGCAACACACGGAAAUCAGCCGGGAAAGUUCUCAAGGACCAGGAUGAGAACAACCAAAGGAGCAGCAUGAAAGGAUGCACUGGGGUCUUUGACUGCGCCUACCAGGAGUCCAUGAGCGUCUUCAACAAAGCAACAGACCCAAUCCGAGCUGAUGAGUUCAACCUCCUGCUGCAGAGCUACCUGCAGCAGGAGGUCGACCACUUCUACCACUGGAACGAGCUGGAGACGUUCAUCAACGGCUUCUUCCACAAUGGACUCUUCAUCCACGACCGCAUGCUCUUCACAGACUUUGUAAUCAGAGUGGAAAACUAUCUGUCCGACAUGCACGACUAUCACGGCUUACAGGACGAUGUGUUCGGAGACCUCGACGAGUACAUCUACAGGCACUUCUUCGGAGAAGGCCACACCAAACGUUACGGGCCACGAGGGCCGGUCCAGAGACCUGACACAGACUCAAAGGAAGACUGGAGAGGGAGGCACCAGCAGAGGAAGCAGCCGAGGGGUGGAGCCCGUCCUCACUGCGCACGGAAGUGGAGCCAAUCAGGAAGAAACGCAGACAGACACAUGGCUGAUGUUAAAAUCGAACUGGGCCCAAUGCCCUUUGACCCCAAAUACUGAAAAUAAUUCAUCAUGAUAGCUGUUUCUCUUUUAAAUUUUGUGGUUUAUUUAGAUGCACUCUUGUUUUUUUUUUGCUUUGUUUUUGUAAGUUUGCACAAUCCUUUUCAAGCUACUGAACGUCCCCAGAGCUGUUCUGUCUUUGACCAUUUAAAGGUUUCAAUAGAAGGUUUUAAAUUGCUGCUGGUUUAACAUUAAUACUUAUUGUUUUAAAGAAACUAUAAAACAAUGUCGUUAAAAAAGAAAAUUGAUUCUAAUAUAACAUCUGAAUGUGUGCCAAACUCAGUCCAUAAGGUUUAGCUUGUAGCUGUAUGUAUGUUUUAUUUGACCCGUUUGUGGUCAACUUUCAGAGUUCAGACGCUGCUUUGUAACAUUCCACCUCUGCCUCGUUUUAACUGGAUCAGUUUGUUUGAUUCCAGCUUUAAAUGUUUCUUAAAGGAAAGACUGGAAAAAUAACAUCUCAGCUACUUUAACUGUGGAUGAAUGGAAACAGUUUAAAAGAGUCUAAAGCAUUUAUUACAAUAGCAAAUUGUUACAUUUUCUCAGAGAAUAUUUUCUUUAGUGUUGUUUUUGCUGUUAGUGCCUUUCAUAAAUAAAGAUGCUUCUUCCAACUCUUC